This is a messenger RNA of Ceratotherium simum simum (southern white rhinoceros), 1378 nucleotides long. The record is from RefSeq and is a predicted model, not a curated record. Lineage: Eukaryota; Metazoa; Chordata; Mammalia; Perissodactyla; Rhinocerotidae.
ACGGGCCGAGAGCCCUGCCGUCCGUGCCGGAUCCCUGCCGCAAACCGAGUGGCCUGGGCGUCCCUGAUCCCUGUUGUGGUCGUUGUUUAUUCUACGAGCACGAAAUUCCUCCCCGCCCGCCCCUCCCUCCUCUGCUGUAACAUGCCUUAGUGAGGCCGCGCCCGCACUGCCCUGGGUGCUAGAGUUCGCGGGCAGCCGCCAUGGGGAAUGGGAUGAACAAGAUCCUGCCUGGCCUGUACAUCGGCAACUUCAAAGAUGCCAGAGAUACAGAGCAAUUGAGCAAGAACAAGGUGACACAUAUUCUGUCUGUCCACGAUAGUGCCAGGCCUAUGUUGGAGGGGGUUAAAUACCUGUGCAUUCCAGCCGCGGAUUCACCAUCUCAAAACCUGACAAGACAUUUCAAAGAGAGUAUUAAAUUCAUUCACGAGUGCCGACUCAGGGGUGAGGGCUGUCUUGUACACUGCCUGGCCGGCGUCUCCAGGAGCGUGACUCUGGUGAUCGCGUACAUCAUGACCGUCACCGACUUUGGUUGGGAAGACGCCCUGCACACUGUGCGUGCAGGGAGGUCCUGUGCCAACCCCAACCCGGGCUUCCAGAGGCAGCUCCAGGAGUUCGAGAAGCGUGAAGUCCACCAGUACCGGCAGUGGCUAAAGGAAGAAUAUGGAGAGAGCCCUUUGCAGGAUGUGGAAGAAGCCAAAAACAUUCUGGGAUUAGUAUCGCCACCUUUCCCUUCGUCCAAGACUCCGCAUGCGAGGCAUUUGAAGUUGACGUCCGAAAAGCUACUCAGCCAGAAGCAGCCUGUGCCUGUGAGCAGACAGUGAGGAGAACUCAGGAGGCUGAGCAGCUGAGAGCCGCGGCCUUCCCCAGAACCCAGGGUGGUCAUGGCAGGGGAGCAGGAGGCCAGGCUCCCACCUGAAGGUAGUUCCAGGGGCCCUGGAAGGAGGGGUGCUCUAAGCAUUGCCUCCGUCUUAAUGAAAGUGCCCCAGCCCAUGGCUCCCUGCUGCCUCAAGCCAAGGCCUCCUUUUCAGCCCAUCAUGCCCUCUCUUGGUGUUUGUUCUCUGUGGCACUGGCUGCAUUUUGGUUCCACGGGGAGCACUGCCUCUUCAGCCAAAGCUAUGUGCCCAGAGCACUCUUCCUUCCCCCUCCUGUCCCGCUUCACUGCUCUAGCCUCCCACUGUUGUCAUUCUGCAGGCGUGUCUUGGCAGGGUUUGCAUGCACCCUCAGGAGCUGGGAAGAAAGAGCGUUUAUUAGGCACUGUAGCAGUUUGCAUUAAAGAUACAUUUAAAAAUGCCUGAGCACUCAUCAAGCACCUUUGUGUAUGCUGUGGAUUUCAUAUUUGAUCUCAGCUACCUCAUUAAAUAUUUUUUGGAAAGGUAUU